Molecule: messenger RNA, 3218 nt
Organism: Pteropus alecto (black flying fox)
Lineage: Eukaryota; Metazoa; Chordata; Mammalia; Chiroptera; Pteropodidae
Gene: TSPAN1
Product: tetraspanin 1
Exons: 8
Coding region: 99-824 (241 amino acids)
Cellular component (GO): membrane
Source: RefSeq, a predicted model, not a curated record
CACUCAGUGGCAGUUCCCUGGAGCUGUCUGUCCCCUCUGGAGCUUCGGCAGAUCCUUCUUUCAGAAAUCACUACCAAGAGCCCUGAACAGGAGCCACCAUGAAGUGCUACAGCUUCGUUAAGAACAUGAUGAUCCUCUUCAAUUUUCUCAUCUUUCUGUGCGGUGUGGCCCUGUUGGCAGUGGGCAUCUGGGUGUCAGUCGAUGGGUCAUCCUUCUUGAAGAUCUUCGGGCCACUGUCGUCCAGCGCCAUGCAGUUUGUCAACGUGGGCUACUUCCUCAUCGCGGCUGGCGCUCUGCUCUUUGCUCUCGGUUUCCUGAGCUGUUAUGGUGCUCACACUGAGAACAAGUGUGCCCUCAUGAUGUUCUUCAUCCUUCUCCUCAUCAUCUUCAUUGCUGAGGUUGCAGCUGCUGUGGUUGCCUUGGUAUAUACCGCCAUGGGUGAGCACUUCCUAACGUUGCUGGUAGUGCCCACCAUCAAGAAAGACUACGGUUCCCAGAGCGACUUCACCCAAGUGUGGAACACCACCAUGAAAGGGCUCAAUUGCUGUGGCUUCAACAACUACACGGAUUUUGAGGGCUCUCCCUACUUCGUAGAGAACAAGGUCUUUCCCCCAUACUGUUGCUUUGAUCAUGUCAAUGACACAGCCACGGAACCCUGCACCAAGGAGAAGGCUGAGAACAAGGCUGUACAGGGUUGCUUCAGUCAGCUUCUGUAUGAAAUCCGAACCAAUGCAGUCACUGUGGGUGCUGUGGCAGCUGGAAUAGGAGGCUUGGAGCUGGCUUCCAUGACUGCGUCCAUGUAUCUGUACUGCAAUUUGAAAUAAGUGCUUCUGCCUCCGCCACUGCUGCUGCCACACAGGAACUGGGAAGAGGCACCUUGGCACUGACUGCCAAGUGGCAGUGAUCAGAGUGGGGACAGGAUCUUAAGUGUCAUUUGGGCCAGAGCAGGCCCGGCUUUGCUAUUCUGGAGUUGGGACUAAGUCGGGACCACCCACUUCGGGCCGUGCCUGCCUUCCGUUGGUAGGGCUGGGGCCCACCUGCUCCAGAGCCAGUUCUAAGGUAGCCAGUUCUCCUGCCCAUUACUCCAGUCUAUCUCUUAAACCCUUGAUACCCCUUCAGACCCCUGGGGGCUCUUGGUGAUCCCAGUACUCCACUGGGGGAUGAGAGAAAGGCACUCUACAACCUGGGCAUAUGCGAAGUUAGCAGUAACUGGCGGAUGUGUAGAAGGCACUUCAGAACUUAUAAACCAAUUAAAAUGUUUCUAUUUCAUGUGUAUCCUUGGCGGGGGAAGGGCCCAUCUUGCCUAAACUGGCCUCAGAUUCUGGCCCCUGGGAAGGUAGCAGAAGGGAAGUGAGAUGGAGGUAGGUGGCUUUUUCUCCCCUCCAUUUGGAUUCUGGGCCUGGGAGGGAGCCUAACAGACUACCCAAGAGGGAACUGAGGGAGAAAGUAGGGGCUGGGCCAGUCUGCCUUCCUAUCACGUCUAUCACGUGCGAGGACUUUGGCCUGAAAUUACUCACUCCUGGUUGGAGGCACUGGACCAGAAAGCUAUGAAAAUAACAAGCUUGUGCCCGAGUGGGGGCAGGGAGACACUGCCAAGGCAGUGGGAGAGGAUCACUCCCUAGGCUCUGGGAAGCCCCCUGGCAGCCUCCAUUGGACCCUUCCCUCUCAAGCAAAGCCCUACAACUGUCCCUGCUUUGGGGAUUUCAGAAAAUUGAUUUGUUCUCGGACUUGGCCUGCCUGGUGCUCUACAGAUGGAUCUCUUAUUUUGUCUUAACCACCUCCAUGCUCCAGAAACUGGGCCUAGAAAGGCCAAGUGACUUGUUCCAGGCCCACAACCUUCCAUAAUGAGCUAAGCCUGGUUUUGGGUCCAGGCCAUUUGAUUCCAGAGCCUGGUGGGGUCUUGGCUGACAUGGUGACAGAUUUCCCAGGCCAGAAUGUCCCAGACAGAGAAUACGGUUGCUGCUCAACUAGGAGUGAUAGCACUAAGGAGGGAGCCCAUGGCAAGAAAACUAUGGUGUCUGCUACCAAGCCAAGCCCAGUGGGGCAAACUAGUCCUCCUUGCUUUCCUUUGACCCCCAAAUCCCUCUUCCUAGGUUUUUCUAGGGCAGCCCAGAAUUAUCACCCCUUGCUGGACCCAAAAAGGUACUGUGACUUGGCCAGAACCAUAUAGUGCCUGAAAGCUGGUCUGUGAGGCCCAGAUUAGGAGCUGCUGGGGGUCAGGCAGGGAGAGCAAUGAGCCCCUCUCCCUGCUACACCACUUUACUGUGCCUGGCACACACAACCCCUCCCCCAGGUGCCAAAUGGAGGCUGCAGAUUUGUUUGCAAAGGGCGGGCCUCUGCCUCAUCAUGGACUAAUUGUUUCUAAUCAUGGCUGUUGUGGCACCCGCCUCAAGCACUAUCUCUAGCUCCAGGAAACACUGAAGGCGGCAAGGUGCUGAGAAACGUCCAAGCCAUACACCACCCGUACCAUCUUGGAGCCGAGAUCCAGGAACAGGAGGGGUUAUAGGGGUGGGAGGCAAGAGCAGAGAGCUGGUGAAAGGUUGGGAGUUCCAGUCAGUUCCUGCCUCCCUGGGCAAGGCUCUAUAGCAGCUCACCAGGCAGACCCCUUCUCAAGAGGUGUCCUAAGUCCCUCACAGACCCCUUAAACAUCAUACCUCCUCUACCUUGGGCUAUCUCAUCCAUUCCCUCUGGACACUCCCAUACAUUUUCUGGUGCCUCUAUGACUACCUAACUUAGAUCUCUCUAAUCUCUUUGGAUCAUUGGCUGGAUAACAAUCUAAUGAAAACAUGGCUUUUCUCCAGAAAAACUGCCCAGCUAUGGAAUCUGCAUACAGUGCCCUAAGGGUCACAGAAAUCUUUGUUCCUAUGUCUCUAUCUGUAGCCUAGUCCUAGCCUCCUGAGUGAUGACCAUCCAGUUCCCUCUUACCCAGUUCCUUCCCACCCCAACCCCACUAUGCUCACCUGCUCUCUCAUCACCUCCCCAACCCCAAGUAUCCCCUUUCACUCUCUCUUGCUUCAUCUCUGGGGACAGGUGCCUGGCCAACAAGCUAGGCAGGGAACAGCCCAGUGCAGUGGUUAAACAGGGAAGGAAUGUGGGGUGGCUACUCCAAGCUCAGCCUCAACUAAUGUGGAGCUGUGGUUAGGCUCAGCUGCCCUAGGGUGGAGCCUAGGGAAAAACCUUAAGAAUGUAAGACUUGGGCAUCCCCUGGUGGCCAAAUG